Molecule: messenger RNA, 1041 nt
Organism: Daucus carota subsp. sativus
Lineage: Eukaryota; Viridiplantae; Streptophyta; Magnoliopsida; Apiales; Apiaceae
Product: putative disease resistance protein RGA3
Exons: 3
Coding region: 1-1041 (346 amino acids)
Biological process (GO): defense response to fungus
Molecular function (GO): ADP binding
Source: RefSeq, a predicted model, not a curated record
AUGGCUGAUGCAUUUGUAGCUGAUCUAGCCAGCGGACUGGUUCGCAAGCUUAUUUCACUUGCUACUGAAGAAGUUAUUCAGGCCUGGAAUCUUUCUGAAGAUCUAUUAACACUGCGCGAAAGGCUCAAACUCAAAGCUGUGGCACAUGUUGCUGAUGUUUUUAUGGAUCAGCUGGCUUAUGAAGUUACUCGACAAAAGGCGGCUAAUAAGAUCAAGACUAUUCAUAAAUCCUUUGACAAGAUUUUUAAAUGGGCGGCAGAUCUUGGACUGCAACCCAUAGCACAAUUGAGUGCAACUGUACAAGUGAGAGGGAUCCGUCACACCGCGCCCUUUGAAGACGAGACACAAGUAGUCGGAAGAGAUGAAGAUGUAUCAAAUUUAGUUCAUGUCUUGUCUGAAAUUCAUGAUGAGGAUUUACUGGUCGUUGCUGUAGCAGGGAUGGGGGGUCAAGGUAAGACAACUCUUGCUCGCAUGGUUUACAAUAAAGAUGUUGUGAUCAAUAUAUUUCCAAAGAGGAUAUGGGUUACUGUAUCAGAUGAUUUUGAUUUUAUGAAGAUUUUGAAUCAGAUGGUAGGAUCGCUUACUUUAACCACUUCAGUGUUGGAUAACACCGAAGCAGUGAUCAAAAAUCUUCAAAAACAUCUAAAGGGGGUAAAGGUUUUACUUGUACUGGAUGAUGUAUGGAAUGAGAAAGCAGAUAAGUGGGAUAGCUUGAUGAAUUCUUUGCUUGGAGUUGGUUGUGCCAAAGGAAGCAGCAUUCUAGUGACCACGCGUAACCAGGAAGUCAUCGAUGCCAUGCAAUGUUCUGUUUGUUAUAGGGUUGAAAAACUUUCAGAAGAAUAUAGUUGGGCACUAUUCAAGCAAAGAGCAUUUACACAUGGAGGAGUUUUAGAGACCAGGGAAUUCGUAGACUUGGGAAGAAGAAUGGUGGAAAGGUGUGGCGGCCUGCCUCUGGCAAUAAAAACAUUAGGGGGUUUAUUGUACUCAAAGAAGUCGGAGGAAGAGUGGCUGUUGAUCUUAAACAGUGAAGUAUGGAAAUGA